Durusdinium trenchii is the source of this 2493-nucleotide messenger RNA. The record is from the annotation of a GenBank genome assembly. Lineage: Eukaryota; Dinophyceae; Suessiales; Symbiodiniaceae.
AUGUUGCAGUCUGCCCUGGAGCAACUGCUCCUGCGCUUCUUGGCGCCCUAUGUCGAUGGCAUCUCUGCCGACAAGCUCCGCCUGGGGGUGCUGCGGGGCUCCUUGGAAUUGGAUUCUUUGACCGUCAAGGCCGAGGCUCCCUCCUUGCUGGGCCUUGAGGGUCUACGCGUGCGACGUGGAGGCAUUGGGCGUUUGCAACUGAAGAUACCUUGGAAGAAGCUGCACAUUGGACAGUUGCGGGUUCUAGUCCAGAGGGUCCACUUGGAAGUCGAACCCAUCUCUGAGGCUUUGCUUGAUGGAGAUGGGCCGUUGGAGGAUCAGCUCAUCAAGGAGAUACGCCAAGCCAAGGUGAGAGCAGUUGAGAUGCGCUUGGAGCAGAUGAGGGACCUCAUCCAGCAGGCAGAGGAGCGAGACCCUAAGGACCAAGGACCUUUCGUGAGGCUCUUGCGGAAGAUCCUGAACAACAUCCACGUUGACUUGUCGGAGGUGCGAAUCACCUUCAUGACCUCGCCGGGGACCUCGUUCUGGGUAGAAGAUGGAAGCCUUUGCCGUGGCCAGCCCCACGCAGCCGCUGGUGCGGGCACACAUUUCUCAGGCUCGCUGCACGUGCAGCACGAGCAACUCCUCACUGCUCCUCACGAGCAGCACACACUGUCCAAGGAGGGAGCCAGAGCAGUGGACUUGGCACUUUCGCCGCAGGUGCUGCAGUUGCUUCUUGGGCCACUGCCCGCCGCCGCGGCGAAAAGUUGCAGCAAGCUGAACCUUUUGGAGGAGCCUUUUUGGACUCCACCAGUGCUUUUCGAUGGGUGUGCAGGCAUCAUCGGCUGUGUGGCUCUUUCGGUGCUUUUCAGCUUCCCAGCGCUUCAGCGACUCCCAUCACUGCGGCAGAUCGCUGGAUUUGUUUGGUCACCUUCCGUGCCAACGAAAAUUGAGCGACAUGCACUGGCAGCCUUUCACAAGCAAAUGGCCAGUAUGCUCGUGAGGUUGAUGCCAGGCAUCCUGUUCUUUAUCCUCGUUCGAUUUGCGCGGAUCGCUGUGGCGCGAGACAUUUCGUUUGAAGUGGCUCCCAUUGAUGCAUUGGACAUCCCAUGCUUGGUGAUGUACCUGGUGGGAAUUGUAUUGCUGAGAUUCAGCUUUUUGGUGACCCCUAAGACCUUGGAAGUCUGGCAUGUUCUGAUGCAAUGCUUGACGAUUCUGCCUUUGCUGCUGUCAACUGGCCAAGCUUGCCCCGACAGUUCGCAAAAUGCGUGCCAAGCAUCGAAGUCACUGCUCAACCUUUAUCAGUUCAGGAUGAUUUCUGGAAUUACCCGCUUCACAUUGCCAGCUCGAAUGGUGCUCUCAGUCAUCGGGCGCACGUCCUGGUCCGUGGUGAUUCUGAACCUCCUGCAUUGGUUGGUCGUUCUUUCCCAGCUGCCACGUCCUGCUGAGGUUGGUAUGGAUGGCUCGAGGUUCCAACCCACUGCCGAGAUGAUGAUCAUCAUUGCGGCCGCCUUCGCAGUGCGUCAUCAGACCUACCGAAAUGUUUUGGUCAGCUUGGAGCUCCGAAGCCGCAGCGUGCAGCGCUCGGCGGUGCUGCGGCUCUUGCAUGGUUUUUGCGAUGCAGUGGUGGAGCUGGAUGCUGAAUUGAGGAUAAUGGAUGCCAGGCAGCUGGCCGCGAUUUUGUUGCACAGCAGGACACAGCAGGAAGGACGGGACUUUGUGAGCUAUUUCGUCCCUGAGGAUCGGAAGCGAAUACGAGAUGGCCUGCUACGACCUGGCGAAGACUUGCCAGCUUUAGCAGUCAAUGCAAAGAUGACGGAUAGCUCUGGUACGGAAGUCAACGUUGAGCUCUUGCACGUUCAGUUCCAGGAAGGCGAAGAUGAGCAACGCCAUUACGUGGGCAUGCGGGAGAUCCAAUCGGCCGAGCCGGAGCUCGUGGCCCCUUUACAGCAAGAUCUUCCACGCGCUGAAAUGUCAGUUGUUUUCCGCGGCGAUACCUUACAAAUUCUCACGGCGGAUGCGCGCUUCUGCGAACUCUGUGCCCAACAUCUGGGUGCAUCCUCUGUGAACAACAUGAGUUUGAUCGAGCUGGCACCUGAACAGGGCCGAGAAUCUCUGUGUGGACGGAUCCAAGGAGCAAUCAAUGCAUACCUCACUACGAGGCAGCGAAGACCGGUGUCCAUCAGCCUUCAAGAUCUUAAGCUCUUUGGCCAACGUGUUGCCCGCCUGUCGCUGGAGAACGAUCAGCUGCUGGGGUGUUUGGUGGGAGAGCUGAUCCUCUCCAAUGCCACGAGCCAAUUGACUGCAUCGAACUUGACCCGGCACGAGGCGGAAGUCAGCUCGACGCUGUCGCGGCUGGAGGAACCACCGAUGGCGGAGCGGAACACGUCCAGCUCACGGGUCAGCAGAAGAUCAGGUACUCACACGUCAGGUAGCAGCAGAAGAUCAAACUCUCACAUGUCCGGAAGUCGCAGCCGGCCAGGGCCCCUUUACGAUUUCAGACUUCAGUUGUAG